UGCCUCUUUUCUUCAACUAGGCCUAUCUAACCCAUUCCGGGGCCUCAUGAAGCUGGGAACAGUAGCCCGGAGAGGAGCCAUGGGCAUCUGGAAGGAAUUCUUUUGUGAGCUGUCCCCACUGGAGCUCCGCCUCUACCUGAGCGAUAAGGAGCGCACCUGUGUGGAAAGCUGCUCCCUGCUGCGAUGUGAGGCUGUGGGGCCAGCGCAUAGUGAUGGACGGUUUGAGCUGGUCUUCUCUGGCAAGAAGCUGGCACUCCGUGCCUCCUCCCAGGAUGAGGCUGAGGACUGGCUUGACCGUGUGAGGGAGGCUCUGCAGAAGGUGCGGCCUCAGCAGGAGGAUGAGUGGGUGAACAUCCAGUACCCAGAACCACCUGAGGAUGCCCCAGAGGCUCCACCAGACAGCCUCCCCCCUAACUCAACCCAUCUCCCAGAGCCUGCAGGUGCCCAGGGCAUGCAGUUAGACUGGACAUCUGUCUACAUUCCGGAGCCAGAUGCUAUCCAAGAGUCCCUUUUGUACCUGUAUGCAGACCGGACCUGGGUCCCCUAUAUCUUUUCCCUGUCCUUGGAAUCUCUGAAAUGUUUCCGUGUGAGAAACAACGAGAAGAUGUUAAGUGAUAGCCAUGGAGUGGAGACCAUCCGAGACAUCCUGCCAGACACCAGCCUUGGGGGCCCAGCGUUCUUCAAAAUCAUCACAGCCAAGGCCGUUCUGAAACUGCAGGCCAAGAACACUGAGGAAGCCACCCUGUGGAGAGCCUUGGUCCGCAAGGUGCUGGCAUCUUACCUGGAGUCAGCUGAGGAGGCUGUGACACUCGGGGGGAGUCUGGAUGAAAACUGUCAGGAUGUGCUGAAGUUUGCCAAUGGGGAGAAUGGCUUCCUGCUACGGUACCUUGUGGCCAUCCCCACCGAGAAGGGCCUCGACUCCCAGGGCUGCUUCUGCGCAGGUGCUGAUGCACUCUCCCACCCUCCCCAGCUGCCUGUGCUCUUCUCUCUGUGGGGUCAUCAGUUUGGGCUCCCCACCACGGCCUUCAUCCCUCCCGUAUAUGAGGCAGCAGAUGUGCUUGCACUGCAGCCCCUGCUUCCCCACAGUGCCCUCUGUGAACACCCCUGCCCUGUCUCUUGACACCUCCUAACCCUGGGUGGCCUCCUAGUGCUGGGUGGGACCUGUGGGUGGCAGGCAGUCCUGCUUCCUGGGCCCUUCUGUCCUUCCUGCUGUAUAUUAUUGCUACACUGUCCAUGCUUCUGUUGCAAGGGUCUAGGACCCUUCCAAAGCAUGUAUGCUUGCAUGCUUUUUGUAAGGCGUGCUACUCACUGCUAUUCAAUAGGGCGUCUGUACUGAUGGAAGUGUCUGGGUCUGUGCUUUCCAACUGUAGUUACAGGUUAACUGUGGCCACUGCAUGCUCCAGGUAUGGCUGUGUAUAACUAAGAACUGAAUUUUCUAUUAAGUACAUAAAGGUGACCUCUGACUUUGAGCCACCGGGUCGGGCAACAUACUUCUCCACAGCUUAUGGGCUCAUCCUCCCACCCGUCUCAUGUAACCCAGGCUGUAUUUGAACUUACAUAACUGAGGAUGAC
Molecule: messenger RNA, 1572 nt
Organism: Psammomys obesus (fat sand rat)
Lineage: Eukaryota; Metazoa; Chordata; Mammalia; Rodentia; Muridae
Product: pleckstrin homology domain-containing family M member 1-like
Exons: 1
Source: RefSeq, a predicted model, not a curated record